CCCAAAAAUCUUUAAUCUUUCUCGAUCACAUCCACAGAUCACAUCCACAGAUCAAUAAACCGAUUAAAUUCGAAGCCAAAAUGAAAAUUUGCACACUUUUCGCAAUUUUAACCCUCUUCGUUUCUUCCGAAGCGAAUUUUGGCUUUGGUGGUAAUGACCAAGCGGAUGGAAAUUUACAUUUGAAUCAUCGACGAUGUAACACCGUCGGUACCACGGUCGUCCUAACUCGACCGGAUGGAUCUUCUGAAUCUUGCGUUUGUCAGGCCCCACCCACCACAACGACGACACCCGGACCAUCGUCAACUGCUUCGACACCUUCUACAGCUGCUACAACGCCACGAAGAACUUUCAGACCACGCCCAACCCAUCCACCACCCCCACCAAGAAAUACCUGGGUUUGCACAAACACACCUCGCAGGACCACGACGCCCGCACCCACAAUCAUACCCACGACACAAGCAGUGGGCUAAGGAAAACUAAUAUGCUGUCGGGUUCUGGAAAUUAUUUAUGUAUACAUAAGUACUUGUAAAGAUUUAGAUAAAAUUAGGUCUAAUAUGUUCCCAUAGUAUAAUGUGUAGAAUUGAGUGGUGAGAUUUGUUGGAACAAUAAAAAUUUAUAAAUUACCAGAA
This is a messenger RNA of Folsomia candida, 629 nucleotides long. Its product is annotated as mucin-2. The coding region runs from base 81 to 470 and encodes 129 amino acids. The transcript has 3 exons. NCBI's taxonomy places the organism in Eukaryota, Metazoa, Arthropoda, Collembola, Entomobryomorpha, Isotomidae. The record is from RefSeq and is a predicted model, not a curated record.